UGUCCACGUGACCUGUCCGAGCUCUCAACCGACAUAUAUAUUGCCGAUUCAAAAAGGGUACAAUUUCCUGUGUUCGUGUCACUACCAUCCAUCCGUGAGUGCAAGGCCGACGUGGUUCAAGAUGAGACUCGCGUCAACCGUGAGGUUCAGAACAAGAGGACGAAUCGACGCUCGCGUCUUCUCUGUAUCCGUUCACCACCACAAACUAACUCGUCUAUCCCAGUCGCUCGUCCAAGGCCCGCAGGAACCCCCUCUCGACCACCGUACAUUCACGGAAUACUUCACUCAGGAGAUUCUCUUCAAACACGGAGACAGACCUGGAUUGAUUUGUCGAGCUGAGAAACCUCGUGCUCAUGGUGGACCUUCGUCCAAGAAUCUAGGAGGAGUGUCGACACACCUUGCUUGGGAUUUUGAAGAGUUUGAGAGACAUAUUGACGCUCUUGCACGGGGGCUUGUUGGCUUGGGGGUGAGGAAGGGGGAUAGGGUUGGGGUGGUUAUGGGGAAUAAUAGCUCAUACGCAAUGCUUCAGUGGGCCCUUUCUCGUGUGGGAGGCAUACUGGUAACUAUCAAUCCGGCAUAUCGAAUAGAGGAGCUUAUCAGCACGCUACGGAUCGUAGGCGUCAAACAUCUCUUCGCUGUCCCUCGAAUACGUACCUCUUCAUAUCUCGAAAUGCUAGCCUCAAAACUCCCUGAUCUUAAAAACUCUGCACGCGGAGAAAUCCAGGACCCAAACUUGCCAGAACUACGGAAUCUUAUCGUCGUAGACAAUCAGGACGCCUAUCGGGGCGAGUUGACAAAGUUGGAUAUGAAACCGGUUAUUGAUUGGCGCGAGGUCAUCAUGUGGAGAGAAGACACUAGGGAGAGUACCAUCGUAAGGGAUACCGCAGCGUCAUUAACGAAAGAUGAUCUUGUCAAUAUGCAGUUUACGAGCGGAACGACCGGAAUGCCCAAGGCUGUUCAACUCACCCACCAUAAUUUACUGAAUAACGGGAUCUCAAUCGGGCGUUGUAUGCGGUUAACGAAUAAGGAUGUUGUUUGUAACGUUCCGCCCCUCUUUCAUUGUUUUGGCCUCGUACUGGGUAACUUGGCUGCAUGGGUGCACGGUGCUGCCAUCGUCUAUCCCUCAGAAGUCUUUCAUGCACCAUCCAUCGUUAACGCGGUUAUGGAAGAAAAGUGUACAGCGUUGCAUGGUGUUCCUACUCAUUUCUUGGGUGUUCUAUCGGAGGUGGAUAAGAGACGAAAGGAGGGUGAGAAUGUCGAUAUGCGGACUUUAAGAACUGGAAUAGCUGCAGGAACAUCUACCCCCAUCGGGUUAAUGAAACAGCUCAUCUCUGAACUUAACUUGAGAGAUUUAACCAAUGCGUAUGGAAUGACCGAAACGAGCCCAGUAUCUUUCCAGACCACCCCCGAUGAUCCCAUCAUCAAGCGUGUGGAAACCUGCGGGAAGGUAUCACCACAUGUCAAAGCGAAAGUUAUCGACCCGAAUGGAAAUAUUGUACCCGUUGGCAAGCCAGGAGAACUCUGCGUUGCUGGGUAUCUGGUGCAGAAGGGGUACUGGAAAGAUGAAGAACAGACGAACAUAGCUAUGAAGAAGGAUGAAGAAGGUACGGUGUGGAUGCACACCGGUGAUGAGGGUGUUCUGGACGAGGAUGGGUACUUGAGCAUCGUAGGCAGGAUCAAGGACAUCAUAAUCCGUGGAGGAGAGAACUUGUUCCCGAUCCAGAUUGAGAACACACUUCACACGAACCCUGAUAUACGCGAAUCCGCUGCUGUGUCUGUUCCCGAUAAGGUGUUUGGAGAAGUAGUCGGUGCAUGGAUUGUACGUGCUCCUGGCAGCAGUAUCACAAGAGAAGACGUCAGGAGGACCGUCGCGGAAGGUAUGAAUCCUCAGAACGCGCCAUCAUGGGUCUGGUUCGUUGGAGAAGAUUUCUCGAGUGAACUACCAAAAACCGCGAGUGGUAAGAUAAUGAAACAUGUACUGAGGAAAUGGAGCAAAGAGCUGGCUGAGAAGGGAAUCGGAGCUGUGUCGACUUAGUCCACCAUCUAAUCUUAUCUUAUCUUUGCUUGACUUCAUGCUGGAGAACCAGAACUUUGGAA
Messenger RNA from Marasmius oreades (fairy-ring Marasmius), 2097 nucleotides. RefSeq lists its product as uncharacterized. Lineage: Eukaryota; Fungi; Basidiomycota; Agaricomycetes; Agaricales; Marasmiaceae. The record is from RefSeq and is a predicted model, not a curated record. Bases 122 to 2035 code for a protein of 637 amino acids. Gene Ontology annotation, molecular function: medium-chain fatty acid-CoA ligase activity. The transcript has 13 exons. Gene Ontology annotation, biological process: fatty acid metabolic process.